Brassica napus (rape) is the source of this 2034-nucleotide messenger RNA. RefSeq lists its product as uncharacterized. Bases 1 to 2034 code for a protein of 677 amino acids. Gene Ontology annotation, molecular function: cysteine-type peptidase activity. NCBI's taxonomy places the organism in Eukaryota, Viridiplantae, Streptophyta, Magnoliopsida, Brassicales, Brassicaceae. The transcript has 6 exons. The record is from RefSeq and is a predicted model, not a curated record. Gene Ontology annotation, biological process: proteolysis.
AUGGGUAGUAUUAAAGAGCAAGAUGAGGUAGCUUUGUCUCAAAACACGAUAGCUGUAAAAGGAUUUGCGCUCGCCCUCCUGCUUGUAAUGGUAGAAGCAGUUCCUUCAUUGACUGAGGUUGUGCAAGAGAUAUGUUCAUCAUCAGAAUCAGAUAGUGAUGAAAUAGAUGGAAAUGGUCGUGAUAUAUUUACUAAGAAAAAAACUCUUAACCCCGCACACGCCCGAAAUGUGGACAAGCGAUGCAUUGCACAUGUUAAUUCGCUUCUAAAUGAGGAUAGUACUCGGUCAAUUGACGAAGCCAAUUUAGGUUGGUCUGACGAAGAGCAAGAUUCGAAAGUUGAGAACCUUGUAGCAUGCAUCAACGCAAAUCAUCAGUUUACAACUUCUUUAUUUCGCGGUGUGGUUAGGCAGACGGAUGUGGAGCGAAUGCGAGAGUCAUGUAAAUCGACUUGUAAGUCAAGGAAAGCAACAUAUGUCCACUCGCAUGGUCAAAACAUUGAACCCGGUAAUAUCGUUGGGCUUGUGAUGGAGAAAAUCAAACCUCAGUUAGCUUACAUGGAGGAUAAGAUUAACUUGUCAUGUGCGAGGGUUGAUGGAAUGGAAGGAAAAGUUGUUGUACAAGUGAAGGAUAUGUUUGUUAAGUUCAAAGAGGAGAUGAUAAUAUCUGUUACUGAAAAGGUUCGUGCAAUGUUUAAGGACGAGGGGUCUGUUCAUCGUCGCCCUUCUCACAUUCCAACGGCAGCUCCGAUAGAAGUACCAGGUCCAGCUACAGUUAUUGCUUCCGUAGAUGAUGCAAAUGCAAUUACUAUUGGAAAUGACGAGAAUCUAACUCCAUCAAAGAAAGACCCUGUUGCUCCCGGAUUUGUUUGUGGUAGUCCGGAAGCAGAGACAUGUGCACAAUCAGCCAAUAGCCAGAAUCGUGGACGCCAAAAUGUGUUUCACGAAAGUUUGGAGGGUAAUAAGAGGCAACGUGAAAACCCGACUGGUGAACCUUCGUUCUCCCUUUGUUUAACUCAGGAAGAGCAGAAUCAGGGGGAAGAACAUAUUUUCGUACCAGACGUUCCUGAACGGGAAUGUAUUUCUCUCACUAAAGUUGAUGACAACAUUGAAGAAGGUCAAGUAUCACGGAAAAGUAAGAGGCACAAAACGGUUCCUUCAGGUCUUGUUGACGAUUAUCAAUGUGGUCGUCACAUUAUGUCGCGAGUUAGAGAAGCACAGAAGUACAUAUUUGUAAUUGAUGAUCAAUCUGACAUGACAAGGAAGUAUGCCCAGCUGUCUGUUAAAUUGAGGGAGAAGUUCGUUGUUAACGUUGCUGGACUUGCCGUUUAUGCUAAAGACAUUCAACUUAUUCUUGAGAGGCCACGUCUUUUGUCCACAAAGGUUAUGGAUAUUCUUAUACGAGUUUCAUGUCUUGCGGUCUGUCCUAACCUCCCUCCAGAAGGUUCCCGUAGUGCUGCAUUUCUUGAUACAAAAUUUGUGAUUUCGAUAAACAAGACGUAUCCGAAGUUUCUUAAGAGUCGAAAUAAAGAGGCAUAUAUGUUUCCGAAAGGGUUGAGGGAUAUUUUUCCUUCUAAAGAUGAUCCCAAGGUUCACCAAAUAAGGUACUACUUUCCAUUCAAUGUUGGGACGAAACAUUGGGUUGUGAUUUGUUUUGAUGCUCGUACUGGGGUUCUUACUGUUCUGGAUUGCAAUGCGACACUGUACAAGGAUAGUUCCGUCGAGAAGUAUAUCAAGUCCAUUUUGCAGAUGUUACCAUAUCUUGCUAGAUAUGUUGGUGAAACCGUCGGAGCAGAGCCCGUUAUUCAGUGUUAUGAUGUUGCAAGGCCUAAAUCUGUUGCACAUAAUAAAAAUCCAGCUGAUUCGGGAUUAAUGGCAAUGCUGUUAAUGGCCACACAUGCUAUCUAUGGCAUUGAAGCGUGUAAAAGUAUAAGUCAUGAAGUGCUCGAAGAAGAAGGUAGGAGGGCUGCCAUUUGGCGUAUGAGUUUAAGGAGCAGCUGUAGACGAGCCCCAUGGUUGAUGUUUUACUUAGUAUAA